Molecule: messenger RNA, 2724 nt
Organism: Camelina sativa (false flax)
Lineage: Eukaryota; Viridiplantae; Streptophyta; Magnoliopsida; Brassicales; Brassicaceae
Source: RefSeq, a predicted model, not a curated record
CACAUUUGUGUGAAGAGAGUGACAUUUAUAAAAGCAAAGCGCGAUAGAGUGAAACGACAACUUCGGAUUAUCCGUCUUUACUACAUACAGAGGCCAGACAGAGCUAAACUAUACACAAAAGAUUAGAGAGAACAAAGGUUUUUGGAUUGAUCUCUCAUCUCUGUUUAUAAUUCUGUGUGUGUGUGUUUUCGUACUGUGUACGUUUUUAUUUUAUUUUUCUUCAUCUUCUUCUUGUGUCAGUUACAUAUCAAUGUUUGAUUUGAUUGAAGAACAGUGACUCCAUUAAUGAAUCUUUUUUUCCCUUACUAAAUGCAAAAAUACCUUCUUCUUUUUUUUUUUUUUUUGGGUUAUUCACGGGUUGUAAAUGUACAAACAUUAAUAAAAAUCUUUUCUUUUUUUUUUUUUCAUCUUUAAGUCUUUCUUUCUUUCUUUUUUUUUGCUUUUUGUCUCUUCUCUUUAUUUCACGAAGAACCUGAUUCUUCGAGACACGAGAAACGAUUUUACAACUUUUCUCUCUUUCUCUUCUUCUUUCUGUAAUCUAAAAUCAAAGUGUGUGUGUGUAAGUAAAUCAUCAAUCCCCUUUUGUUUUGCAGAGAUGUCGAACAAGUGAGAUUUUUUUGUUUUUUUUUUUGUUUUUUUUGUUCUGUUCUUCUCUGUGAGAUUUUUUUUGUUUUUUUUGUUCUGUUCUUCUUCUUCUUCUUAACCUCUGGUUUAAGUGGUGAGAAAACAAAAAAAUGGAAAUGGGUCGUCGAGAUGCGAUGAGACGUGGAGGAGGAACCAAUAAACAACAAUCUGGAUCUGGGUAUACUGGGAAAUCAAAGAAACGAAUGUUGAAGAAACUUGGUUUAGCUGAUGAUAAUGUAAAACGAAUGAUGAGUUACGAGUUUCUUCAUCAUCAUCAUCCUUCAGAUUUAGAAAACGAGGUUUCUCGGAAGAUACCUAAGCUUCCAAAAAAGAGUUUGAAAGGCACUAGUGGUGUGGAUCAUGCCUCUGUACCACGUAAGCUUCGUUCAGCCAUGAAGAAGCGGAAUCUUGAAUCUGUUUCUAAGCUAUCCUCUGUCUCUAAGAGACUUAACCGGUCUAAAACCGGAAGUGAAUCUUUUAACAAGGAGUUAGUAAAGAAGGAGAAUCAAGAAAUGGAAGCAAAAGCUAUUGUUCCUGAGUCGAUGAUGAUUUCGAAAGAUGAGAAAGAAGUUGCAGAGACUCUAUACGGUUUAGCUGGAAUGUUUACUGAGAAGAAGACUUUUCAUGAGAAAGAAACUAGCAAACUUGACUCUAGCUUGGUUGUGAAACCUGACUAUACACAAGCCGAAUCGCUUGAACCGGAAGUUUCAGUUCUCUCUUCAGCCAAAACUAACCAGACUGAUGCAAAGCCAUUAGUGCAAUCUGAUAACCAGCUCAGCGUUACAGGAUUGAAGCAAAGCAGCUCAGUGAAUGUGACUGAUGCACCUGUAAGAGCCCUUGAAACAAAGGUUGCAACUAGUGACACGGACUAUAAAAACAACGGUCUUCUUGCACUGUGGCCUGGCUUAUCUUCAACUGUUCGUUCAGGAGCUCAAGUUCUUUCAAAACCAUCAUCCACAAAGCUUCCACCUUGGAUGGAUCAAGCUGCUUCUCCUUCUAGGACUGCUUCACUCUUGAGUGAACCGUUAAGAGUCCAGCCGAGAAAGUUGAAGAGAUGUGCCUCUCACAUUUACAUUUCCCGUCUCAUUAAAGUAUUACAGACCAGUAAGAGUAGUCCCACGUCACUUAACCAAAUUGAGCAAAGACCUUCAGAAAUGUCAGAACGCAGACUCCCUGAUCCGGUGACAAGCAUUAGUGACUUUAAAACAAUGGUGUCUCCAGCAAAGAGGUAUCAAAACCCGCAUUUACUCGAUAUACAUAGGACACAUAAUUCAAAACCCGUGGAAGAAGACAGGACUCAGCUGGCUCUCGAUCUCAAUGGUUCACAUACUUCACAGAAACAGAGCUAUGAUUUCCUAACUCUAUCAUCUGCUGGAGCAACACAAUCUCAUUUCCAACUUCCAAAUUCAAUUCCACAGUAUCUCUCAGCAGCUUACAAUAGGCAACUCUCACCUGCAACUUCUAGCUAUCAGCAGCUUUCUCCAUAUCUAGCCAGCAGAUUCCAAACGGCUUACAAUGCAAACCAGCAGCAGCAGCAACAGCUUCAAAAAAGGCUAUGGGCUGCUCAGUACAGACCAACAAAUGGAAACACCAUGCAAUCAAACCAAUACAGUCAACCAAACCUCUCUUUGAACCUGACUAGUAUUCAACAACCUCCCCAAGUUGCUUCCUCCCCAAGGUACAACAACAACAACAGUUAUGUAUCUCAACAGAAACAUCAUCUCAUGGCUGCUGCUGCAGCAAUGUCAAUAAGCCAUCACCAUAAUAAUAACAAUCCUUCACGGAUGGUGAUGAACAGACAAGAACACCAUUUCCCACUUAUCUAUGAAGAUACAAGGACACCAUUGCAGCUACUUUGCAACGAGCAGUAGUGAAGCUGCCCUGUUUUGCUUUUAUAGUUAAAUAGUUGUAAGGAUUUUACAGAUGGUUUGAGUAAAAAAAAACAGAAAUCUGUUUCUGUCUUCGCCGGAAUUUGAGAUGGUGAUGAUAAUCGGUUAAACAAGGAAUUGUCAGUGAGAGGUGAUUGAAUCCCACUAGUUUGAGAAAAAACCAUUAAUGUCUUUUUAUGUAAAUGAUCCAGGAGUUCUUCAAAGGAGCAAA